Messenger RNA from Cladophialophora bantiana CBS 173.52, 501 nucleotides. RefSeq lists its product as uncharacterized. Gene Ontology annotation, cellular component: mitochondrial crista junction; MICOS complex. Bases 1 to 501 code for a protein of 166 amino acids. Lineage: Eukaryota; Fungi; Ascomycota; Eurotiomycetes; Chaetothyriales; Herpotrichiellaceae. The transcript is spliced from 2 exons. Gene Ontology annotation, biological process: cristae formation. The record is from RefSeq and is a predicted model, not a curated record.
AUGGGCUUUACAACGGGCUUUAAUACUAACCAGAUAUUUGAACAGCUGGGCGGCGCAACACUAACCUACUCCCUUCUCUACAUCUCUCUAUACAUCCACCGCGCAAACCGUAAUGUUCAACGCACCCUUUUGUCCCAACAAGCCACCCUGUUAAACUCCGUUGUGGACCCCGCACCCCCCUUGCCCGAACCCCCGGCAUACGAAGUCCGUCGAGCCGGAUUAGUAGAAGAGCUCAAGGACAGGUGGAAUAGGGAGGUGGAGAGGUUAGUGAAGAAUGUCGAGGACACUGACUGGUCGGGCGUGCGGGAAGAGGUCGAAGAGAAGGUGGGCAAUGUCUGGGCGAGAAUGAGGAAUUCGCAGACUGGCAAGGAGGUUGAGGACAAGGUGAAGGAGGUGGUGGAUGCUGGAAAGGAGAAGGUGGACGAGAUGGUGGGUGCGGGAAAGCAGAAAGUCAAGGAGGAGACGGCACAGGAACCGACGAGGCUGUUGGAGUUGAAGUGA